AUGGAUGUCUGUGAUAAAAAGUUUGAGGAUUCUGGAAGCAGGAAUGAGGUGCAGCUUCAUACAGGGAUUGUGUUUUCUUCCUAGUCUUCAAAUGCGCAGUGGCUGACUGCAGAGGAGAGGAACGAACUUAUUCCUGGCCUGAAGGCAGCAGGAUGGUCACAAUUAAGUGACAGAGAUGCCAUCUACAAAGAGUUCACCUUCAAAAAUUUUAAUCAGGCUUUCGGCUUCAUGUCCAGGGUUGCCCUGCAGGCAGAAAAGAUGAAUCAUCACCCAGAAUGGUUCAACGUGUACAACAAGGUCCAGAUAACGCUCACCUCGCAUGACUGUGGAGGCUUGAGCAAGCGCGAUGUGAAGCUGGCCCAGUUCAUCGACAGCGCUGCCGCUGCUCUGUGAUCACCUUCCAUGCGUGUAAAGAUCAGAACCUGGUCGUCUGCAGUGUUUUUAAAGCCAUUUAUGUGAAUCAGUUAAAUCAUAAAUUUGUUUGUUUUUACAUAUAUACAUUUUUGUAUAGUUGAUGCUUAAAUACAGAAUGAUUUGAACCUGAA
Messenger RNA from Myodes glareolus (Bank vole), 545 nucleotides. The record is from RefSeq and is a predicted model, not a curated record. Lineage: Eukaryota; Metazoa; Chordata; Mammalia; Rodentia; Cricetidae.